Messenger RNA from Solanum dulcamara, 1140 nucleotides. RefSeq names its product septin and tuftelin-interacting protein 1 homolog 1-like. Gene Ontology annotation, biological process: spliceosomal complex disassembly. NCBI's taxonomy places the organism in Eukaryota, Viridiplantae, Streptophyta, Magnoliopsida, Solanales, Solanaceae. Bases 1 to 1140 code for a protein of 379 amino acids. The transcript has 3 exons. Gene Ontology annotation, cellular component: U2-type post-mRNA release spliceosomal complex. The record is from RefSeq and is a predicted model, not a curated record.
AUGUGGAAGAACCUUUUGGAAGCAGAUGGUAUUCCUACCAUCUCUAAUGCUGAAUCCCCCUAUUCUCAGCUAUUCAUGGAAGUUGUGUUCCCUGUUGUGAGAAUAUCUUGCACUAAUAUUUGGCAGGCAAGGCAACCUGAACCAAUGAUUCUUUUUUUGGAAUUAUGGGAGAAGCUAUUGCCUCCAGCAGUCCUUCAGACCAUAAUGGAAAACAUUGUCUUGCCCAAGUUAUCUGCUGCUGUGGACUCCUGGGAUCCACGUCGAGAAACAAUUCCUAUCCAUUCCUGGGUUCAUCCAUGGCUACCCUUGUUGGGUCAGAAGUUGGAGAGCUUCUAUUUUACCAUACGUAGUAGAUUGAAAAGUGUGUUACAUGCUUGGCAUCAGGGGCGGAUCUACAUGGGAGUGAGGGGUUCACCCGAACCCCCUCAAUCGAAAAAUUACGUUGUAUAUAAAAGGUUAAAUUUGAAUAUUAUGGAUAUAUACCCUUUAAUGAACCGCCUUAGUGCAAUUGAAAAGAAUGGCUUAGCGACUGUGUUUGAUUCCAUUAACUGGGAAAACCUGAUGGUCAGUUUUAUCGUUCCAAAGUUGAAUGCAGUCAUGAAGGACUUCCAAAUCAAUCCAGAAAUUCAGUAUGUUGAUCAGUUCUAUUGGGUUCUCACUUGGGCUACUGUUGUUCCCAUUCAACACAUGAAUCAGGUGAUGGAUAUCUUCUUGCAAGAAUUUUUGUGCUGUUGGUUGCAUUCAAGCCCGGAUUUCGAGGUAGUGACCAAAUGGUUCUUGGGAUCGAAAGAAAUUCUACCACCUGAACUUUUGGCAAAUGAACAUGUUUGCUGUAGACUAAGUCUUGGUCUGGGCAUGAUGAACCAGGCUAUUGAAGGCUUGGUGGAGUUCCCAUCUGGUGGGGACCUUGAGAGGUUGAAGGACAUUAUUGAAGUGCAUGCGCAGAAGAAUUGUUUGCUGUUCAAGCCUAAGACUGGCAGAACGCAAGAUGGUCAUCAGAUAUAUGGUUUUGGUAACAUUAGCAUAAUCAUAGAUUCUUUCAACCAGAAGGUAUUUGCACAUAUUGAGGAUCGGUGGUGUUCUGUGUCACUUGAUCAGCUGGUGGACCUGCAAAAUCUAUCUGAUUUGAAGUCGCGUUAG